AUUCUUUUCAGUUGUCAGAUUUCCAAGCCUGUUUGCGAUCACCGAAGUGGAUUGAUUUAUUUAUUUGGUGGAUUUUUAUGUAAAUUACAUAAUUAUUUCGUAAUCCAAGGACGAUUAACAGUUCAUCAAUGGAUCCCCCGACGGAACCCUCCAAGCCGGCACACGAAUCUGAGGCGGACGCCGCGCUGGCAGCUUCUGCGGCCAACGCCGUCGAGCAGUGGCGCACCUACCAGAAUGCGUACUACCUUUACCAGCAGCAACAGGCCGCGUACGAGCAUUAUAUGAUGAAGCAAGCAACGCUGACCAAUCCGGAGGAACAGGCGGCGGCCUAUAACCAGUAUUUGGAGGCGCACCAGGGCUACCAGAAGCAGUUGGAGCAGUACGAGCAGCAAAAGUACUACCAGGAGUACUACGCGACGGGCGGACAACCUACGGUCACGACGGCGGCUGGCCCCGCUCCGGUUGGCUAUCCGGUUCCUGCUCCGUACCAGCCUCCGCCGGUCAUGCCCGUUCCACCAACCUACUCCACUCCGUUGGCCAACGUAGAUCCGUUCUACAAGAAGGCCAAGGACCACUUCCGCGACCGGUCGCAGCUCAAGCGUCGCUCGGAGUCGUUCGAGAAGAAAACCAAGGUUUACACCACGACCACUUACUACGCCAACCCGGACGACGAGCAGCUGUUUCCGGCGGCGCUAAAGGCGCUCUUCAAGGACCUCGAGUGUAAUCUCUGCAUGAGUAAGAUGAACUCGCACAUCUCCGCCAACGUGCACUACCAGUCGAAGGUGCACGAGCGCAAGAUCAUCCAGUGGCUCAAGGAGUGGUGCGAAACGACCGGAACGCCGAUGCCGGUGCGGGCCAAGCGCAAAGUGGUCGAUAUCGAGCCCGUGGGCCCCAACUCGUUGCGCUGCGAGGCGUGCGACCUGCCGCUGACGUCGAUUCAGCACGCCAACCAGCAUUACACCGGCAAGCGGCACCAGAUGGUGGUGCGCGGCAAAAAGAACCCGGCCGGCCGGGGCUACUUCAACAAGGAGACGGGCACGUGGACGCGGACUUCCAACGAAGUCAUCGACGAUGAUCGCUUCGGCAUUGGUUCGUCAUUCAAGAACAAGGCCCACUUCAACGCUCGGGAGGCCAAGAAGGCAAAGCUGGAGCCGCCUCCGUCGCCGCCGAAGGAACUGAUGGGAACUUCAACCGCCCCGACCACGAUGGAAAUCCCGGCAACCCCGGUCUACACCAUGCCACCGACUCCGGUCUACGGUCAACCGCCGGCCACUCCGAUGUACGGAGGUGUUCCUCCGCCGGCUACCCCUCUCUAUCAAGCUCCACCGGCUGUGGUGGCCGCUCCGUCUUACCCUCCACCGCAGAUCGCUCCAGGUUACGGCGCCGCCCCCGCCGUCUUCCAGACUCCUCCGCCAACCGUGCAAACCACUUCAGUUGAUGCGGAAAUUCUGCGCAAGGAAAGUGCCGACUGCGUUGACGCUUCCGGCGUGUUUUGUCUCGUUUGCCAGAUUGGCGUUACGUCGAAAGCCGUAAUGGAAACCCACCUGAAAGGGUCCAAACAUCUCAAGAAGCUAAAAAUGGUCGGUCGCAUGGUGCCCCGGAAGGGCUCAGCCGCCACCGAAAGCAUCCUGGAAACGCUGAACAAGCCGCCGCAGCAGAACGAUUGGUCGCUGUACCGGAUGCCGUCGGGCAAGUACUACUGCAAGUCGUGCAACUCGAUCAUGGCGGACGAGAAGCUGUUUUCGCAGCACUGGUACGGCAAGAAGCACAAGCUGAAGGUCAAGCAGGAGAUGGAGGAGCUGUCGGGAAAGGCAGGGGGAGGGGAGGCCAAGGGCAAGUUUUACAACCGGCGCCCCUUCGGGAAGAAUCGCUUUGUGCAGCCGCAGGCGCAGUAGGCUGGUGUAGCGCGAGGGGAAUUGAUUGAUAUGUAUUCGAUUUGAGAUUGUGACAGUAAAGUUUUGCUUCGUGUUUGACAUUCUUGGCGUAAUAAAUUAUGAAUAGCA
Molecule: messenger RNA, 2003 nt
Organism: Culex quinquefasciatus (southern house mosquito)
Lineage: Eukaryota; Metazoa; Arthropoda; Insecta; Diptera; Culicidae
Exons: 3
Coding region: 129-1895 (588 amino acids)
Molecular function (GO): nucleic acid binding; zinc ion binding
Source: RefSeq, a predicted model, not a curated record